This is a messenger RNA of Didymella exigua CBS 183.55, 900 nucleotides long. RefSeq lists its product as uncharacterized. The record is from RefSeq and is a predicted model, not a curated record. Lineage: Eukaryota; Fungi; Ascomycota; Dothideomycetes; Pleosporales; Didymellaceae. The transcript has a single exon. The coding region runs from base 104 to 802 and encodes 232 amino acids.
AGCUUUGAUAGGCUGGGGAACCAAGGUAUGUGGUUCUGUCGAUACCAAACAAGCACAGGAGAUUGAUCUACCAUAGGCAUCAAACGGCUGCACAUCCGGACACAUGCUUUGCGGCCUUCCAAGACUCAGCGGACGUUCAGCAGUAGCCACUGCGAUCUUCUUCACCGUCGCACUACUCACACAUCACCUCGUCCACCCAAGCCUCUACACCGACGCAUGCCCUGGCGGUAUCCCAUGCUAUACACCUGUCUAUCCAUCGGCCGCCACAGGUCUCUCCCUCACACUUCUCGCCGGCGGUGCAAUCCUGGCCGCUCGAACAAUACCUUACUUGAUCGCCGACGCAACGACCUCGAACGCUGCCGGCAGCAAGACCCAACCUGGAUCUCAAGAUGCAGGACGCACCGCAACGCAAUUUUUCAGCGGCCUUCUCUUCGCCCUCGGCUUGCAAGUCUCCGGCAUGGCGCACCCAGCUAAAGUCACUUCAUUCCUCUCCUUUCCCGUCCUGAACGCCUGGGACCCGUCGCUCGCGCUCGUUAUCGUCUUCGGCGUGCUUCCGAACCUCAUCAUGAUCCAGCGGAAGGGCUUUGCUGAGCCGCCGGCGUUCAAGACGGCAUUUGAGCUGCCGACAAAGACGGUCAAGGAUGUAGAUGUCAGGUUUGUGGCGGGUGCAGCGGCGUUCGGGGUCGGAUGGGGACUGACGGGCACAUGUCCUGGGCCUGCGGUGUUGAGGGCUUUUGCGCAGCCGGUUUGGGGCCUGAUGUGGAUGGGUGGGUUUUGGCUUGGAGUUCGGGUUGCGGCGUGAUUGGUGCUACGGGAUGAUGCAGAGGUGCGAUAUACUUUCAUGAUACCCAGAUUCAAUUCAUAAUCCAAUGCUCGAGCGUCGUGCAUCUUGGGUCUUGG